Dalotia coriaria is the source of this 4594-nucleotide messenger RNA. RefSeq lists its product as uncharacterized. The coding region runs from base 535 to 2274 and encodes 579 amino acids. The record is from RefSeq and is a predicted model, not a curated record. The transcript is spliced from 6 exons. Lineage: Eukaryota; Metazoa; Arthropoda; Insecta; Coleoptera; Staphylinidae.
CUCGAUGCAAUCGCACGCGCUCGACGCCACGCCACUCGACGGACGGCACGCGCUCGCUAACACCGGCGGCGGCGACGGCAACAAACGACGCCUGCGACGGACGUCAACUCGGCCGUGAAAGCGAUCACAUUAUUGUGAGCAUAUUAACCGUGCGCGACCAUAUGGACGCAAUCAUUUACAAACGAACUUUGUAAAUAGAUUAGUUUAAUAAUUUACGACAUACAAACAAAAACCUCGAUACAAUUUCAAUCGUAGAAACUAUGUAUUCAAAUAGUGGUAAAUUCAAUAAUCAAGUUUAGUUACCUAAGUAAAUGUGUAUAACAGAGAGGAAUCAAAACCCCAUUUGAAAACUGUCUUAAUAAAACUUUAGUUAGAAGAUGUCUUCAUGUGAAAUGUGUGUUCCGAGUUUAAACAAAUUGUGCGUGUAAUCGUGCGGAGUUUGCAAAGUGUAUGAACUAACAUGGGACAACUUUCACUCUGUACUCGCAGAUGAACCAACGAAUAUAAAAAUCGUCUGCAGUUUGCACAUUCACAAUGAUAGCUAGAAGUCCUUCCCGUCGAAGACGCGCUUCGCGCAGUGGCGGAUCGUCUCCACAGCCGGUUCGCUCGACCCGUGUUCCGACCUCUCCAGCAGUGAGCCCAGGGCGCAGAGCAAGUAUCGCCGUUUCCCCAGUAGACAGCGAACGCAUCCAGCGUCACAUGCUUGCUCCAGAAAUGAUGAGUCGAAGCCCGCGGCAUUCUAUCAUUCCCGAUAUAUCCCUAGAAUCUCGCAGCAAUUCCUCAACCGAAGACAUUGACGUGCCUAUUGCGCGCAGCCACUCUCCACGAAACAGCUUGGUCCCAGAUAGUUCACGAAGUCCUAGACAUUCCCUAGUGCCGGGUGACUAUUCUCGCAGCCCCAGAAAUAGUCUAGUUCCCGAUGGACACUACAAUCGCAGUCCUAGGAACAGUCUUGUGCCUGAGGUGUCAAAAAGUCCAAGACAUAGUCUAGUUCCAGAUCAAACGUCAAUGAGUCGAAGUCCGAGGCAUAGUCUAGUGCCAGAUGGAAAUGGGUCAAGAUUGAAUUUGGAUUUUAACCGGAGUCCAAGAAACAGUCUACUGCCAGAUGGCACAAGAGAGGCAAGAAACUCCAGGUUAAACGAAGACCAGAUGAAUUGGGGAUCUGGUAGUCCCGAUGAAAUUGUAAACAUGAACAGGAGUCCCCGGCAUAGUAUAGUACCAGAUGGAAAUAGAAGUCCACGUGGGAGUAUAGCUGUUGAUCGGGAUAGAACAGACAGAACAAGCCCAAGAGGGUCCAUUGCCAACGAGUACAUCGAUCGCAGUCCAAGAGGCAGUAUUGCAGGCGACGGCCGAAAUCAUAGAGAACCAUUGAGCAGCCUGAACAAAAACAAUAAAUUUGACAGAUCCAACGAUAUGCUCGAUAGAAAUGACAGGAGUCCAAGGGGGAGUUUGACCUUGACCUUUCAAGACCCACCCUCUAAAUAUCCAAGGAGAUAUAGUACUGAUUAUGGACAAAAAGGACGCAGCGCUUCUCCUUACAGGUCCUCUCGAGGGAACCUCAAUCAAGGGUACAACCAGAGCCAAACCACAUGCAACGAAAGCGGUUCACGGAGAGCGAGCAGCUCGGUUAGUCAGAAUUAUGGUGACGGCGAAGCUGGUCUUGGAAUCGGACUCACCCUAACAACCUACGGAUCAGUGGCGUAUCAGCUCAAAGACGCCAAUUUGGAAGCCAACGAUACAUGCGACUUCAUCUUCAAAGCACUGCAGAUUUUCAACAAAACAGUUGUGGUUACCGUGGUACUGGUCUUCUUAUCAACUCUGCCAUUGCUAAUGCUUAUCAUGGGAGCACAAUUCCUGCGUGAUUGUCCCCGCGAACAAUACAUCCCCAUCUACAUGUUGGUAGGUGGUACGGUGGGAUGUUUAAAGAUGGCGUGGAUUCUCUGGGACCAACUGUACACUCGUCGGCUAGCCGCAGCGGGAGCCACAAACAGCUCCAACAUAGGAUCCCGUAUCCUAUCCCUUGCGCUAACCAUCUUCCUUCUCGUAUGGUUCGCUCUGGGUAACUACUGGAUUCUUCGCAUCAAGUGGCCCGACUACGCUCCCACACUCUUCGAACCAAAUCGUUGGUGCCAUCGUACUCUCUACGUCUUCGCUAUUGUGCAUCUGUUCAUAAUUUACGCGAUUGCCGGCGUGGUUGUUUUGCUGGUAAUUAUCCUCGCCGGAUGUCAAGCGUUUGGCUGCCCAUGGCUCGGACCUGCCGGCUCAUACAAAUAGCGAAUGCGCUAUGAGAAAACCCAAGGUGCUAGCGAUAGCAGUCUACCGGAGAACUUCGAGUUGUGGGAUAUGCCGAGAGGAUAUCAUUGAACCAGGUGAGGAGACAAAUGCGCUACAACUAGCUUCUGGCUAGAUUUGAAAAGUCUGACGAGGUACUUCCAAUUUGACGUUUUAUAUUGAGACCAGCAUUAAAUACUAACAACGCGAUCAAGCAAAAACUUUUAAAUACUUUAAAAUGCAUUAUUGAUUGCACUGCGUCAAUGUAAAUGUACUGUACAUACCUAAUUGCAUACUUGCUUGGAAACUUUGCUUUAAUUCCAACUUGUUUCUUCAGAUGUCGAAAAAUUUGUCAAUUACAGUGGCUGAAAAAGCAAACUUCAAAUUCCGCUAAAUGAAUUAAAGCUAUAGUCUUGAAGAUUUUAACACAUAACGCUUAAACUUUUAAAUGGUUUCUAUGAACCAAAUAAAUAACCAAAGUGUGAAGGAUACAAUAAUGUAGAACUAAUACAAAAAUGCUGUAAUUGACAUUAAAACGCGUUAAAUUUGUAUAUUUAUUGUGUGUUGUUUAUUGUAUACGUGUUACUUGCAUAUAACCAGAGCUUAAAAGACAGUAACAUAAAACGUAAGCUAAAUUAUUGUCUUCAGCUGCUGAACAACUAUUUAGGAUUAAUUUCGAUGUGGUAAAUUAAAGUUUCUGUCGGUUUGUGAUUUGCAUUCUUUUCAUCUCUAAUGAUUGCCAACACUUGACUUGCAAACAACCGCGAAUUAAAUGCAAUUUGCAUAAAAGUUCCAUUAAUAAUCGCAGAACUCAAUUCCCAACUUAUAAUUUAUCCUAGCGGCGCGCAAUUUGUUUAACUAUUCAAAUAUUCUUUCGGUCCACUGCGGCGGUAGUUAAAAUGAAAAGACAAAUAUCGCAUUUUGCAUUGAGCAAACCAGAGUCCCCAACUUAAACAUAUUUAAUUCGGUAGAGCGAGAAGGACUGCGAGUAAUUAAUAUGCGGGGAAGCAAGCGCAGAUUCAGAAAUAAAACGACAGAAUUGGACCGCCGAGUGGAAAACUAGGCAAACAAAAGAAGGGAAAACCAAAAAGACAUAGGAACGUGGGAAUUUAAUUAAUUUUAAUGCGAUUUGACGCGCACUAAACUUUCGCAGUUUUUUCGAGAGGAUUUUUACGUUUUCAUUACUUAUUUUAAGACUUGUAUAGAGACAUAAUUAUCAAAUCGUAUUUUAUGUCAAUUCGUGUAAGAUUUUCGGUAUCAACGUGGUUUUAACGUCGUUAUUUAAUUUAUUAGGUAACAAAUGUCGCUCGAUAACACUUCACCGUGCAUUUGACUCACCGGAAUUAUUGAACAACAGAUAGUGUGUGAUUCAAUUUUGUUUUGCGUGUAACGCCAUCUAGCGUUCGGUAGCUCUAGAGUGAAGUCAAAUGCCAUUGUGAAGGAAUGUAUAUUUAUCGAACGGCGCGCGCGGUCCAGCUUUAAAACAAACAAACAAAACUAAAGUACUAAAAAUGAACGUCUAAUCGAUAUGGUAAUUGUUUAAACGUGUGUGAAUUUACUCGUAAAAUAUUUGCUAUCAUGCUCCGCAAAGUGACGCAACACAUCCAUACAAGUAUAUCUAUUAACUUACACACUCACUGAGCAUAUAAUAUAUCGCUAAACUAUAUAAAUUGAUAAAUAAACGCAGAAGAGUGAAAUUUAUGCAAAAGAAUUUAUUAUACAAAUUUGAAAUGGAGUAUGUAUAAAAAUUAUAUGAAAACUGGAAAUUUUUAUAUGCAAAUGAACCAUUUGUAACAAGGUAUUCUAUCGAGUGUCAUAACUUAUAAAUAAACUAAUAUAAUACUAACGAGAAUUGAAAAUCUAUAUUUAAAAUGAUAUGUUGGUAUUCAUAUCGCUAUAUAACUAUUAUAUUGAGUUGAAUUUAAACAGAUUUAUGAUUUUGCCGAAUCAGAUUUUUCUGUAGGUAUUUUAUCAAAAGGAAAAAGUAAAGCAGUCCGCCAGCCAUGCCGGGACAAAACAAAUUUUAACGAGAAAACUUUCAUAGCCACGAAUAUAUCGAUCCGACGUGGUUUCAGGACAAAGUCCUUGCCAUUGUCGGCACGGUUUCCUCAAAAAAGUUAUUCGUUUUGACCGAGUAAACUUGCAUGUUAGACGCUCAAAGAUUUUCUUUUCGGAUAUCUUAACACCACCUAAAGCAUUCAUUCAUUGUUAUUUUUAUAAUAGCAAAAAAAUCAAUUUUGCAGUUUUUAUUAAUGCAACGAAUUCAGAUAUAGAAAAAUUUACUAACAACAUAUCAUAAGUAUAAAUUAAAUAUAUUUAUUAA